Salvia miltiorrhiza (redroot sage) is the source of this 552-nucleotide messenger RNA. RefSeq names its product vinorine synthase-like. The transcript has a single exon. NCBI's taxonomy places the organism in Eukaryota, Viridiplantae, Streptophyta, Magnoliopsida, Lamiales, Lamiaceae. The record is from RefSeq and is a predicted model, not a curated record. Bases 1 to 552 code for a protein of 183 amino acids.
AUGCUGGACCAGAUUUUCCUGCCAAUAGCUCUUCCUUUCGCCCUCUAUUACCCGAACACGACGCAAAUCAACGAUCCAGAUUCGUUCAUUUCUCAAACAUUGCAGCAACUGACCCGAUCGCUAUCCGUGAUUUUGACCCGGUUCUAUCCGCUGGCAGAGAGAGCUAGCAAAGAGGGCGAAUUCAUCGACUGCAAUGACGACGGUGUUCCCUUCACCGUCGCCCGAUUCAAAGGCCAUGAGCUUUCAGAGCAUUUGGCGGAUCCCCGCCCCGAUCUCCUGCUGUCGUGCGAUACCGAUUGGGGCACUGACCCCGACCCUAAUUCCGUCGUCGCGCUGAUACAAGUCAACUGCAGCGACGUCGCGAUCGGGGUGGCUUUUUGGCACAAGGUGGUCGAUGCGUCAACAGUGUCGGCGAUUCUUCGGUCGUGGGGUGCGGUGGCGCGUGGGGGUAAGGAGCCGGUUGAUAGAAGUAUUUCACACAAUGACUGUAAUAUCUAUAAUGAUAAUCCAAGAAUAUUUAGACCAAAAUCACUAACUUGUAGUCAUAGUUGA